Aegilops tauschii subsp. strangulata is the source of this 1444-nucleotide messenger RNA. RefSeq names its product importin beta-like SAD2. NCBI's taxonomy places the organism in Eukaryota, Viridiplantae, Streptophyta, Magnoliopsida, Poales, Poaceae. The record is from RefSeq and is a predicted model, not a curated record.
GAUCCGUCCCCGGACACACCACCACCGUGUCCCCUUCCCAACGACCUCCUGGCGCCAGAAGGAGAGGUCACCACCCAAACUUCUGCUUUCUCCAUCCAGAGCUCUCCCGGCGGCCGAGCCCGGGGUUAGGGCUAGGUUGGUCCCGGUAUUCGCCUAUGCGCCACCCCUAGCCAGUGCCCCGCUCCUCCUCCGCCGCUGACGAUAUGGAUCUGCCCGACCUCGCUGUCGUGCUGCGCGCCGCGCUCAGCCACGUCCCCGAGGAGCGUAAGACCGCGGAGGAGAGCCUCAACCAGAUUAUGAUGGAGCCAAACUUGGAAGAUUCUGAUAUCGAGCCUGCUCCCAAGCUCAUCGAGGUGUUUCUACAGAACUGCAAAGGUCAUGUAGAUCAAUGGGUUGAGCCUUACCUCUGGCUUACAAUUGAUCGGUUGCGCCGCUCAGAAACCAUAUUUGAAAUGUCUCCUUGUACAAGUGCAGAUCAUAUUCCAGUAGAAGCUCUAGAUGGCAUUUUCAAAGCAACACUUGAUCUCCUUGCUGCCUACAAAGAUCAAAUUGCAGAACCGAAGAAGCAAAAUGAGGACGAUGUUGAUGAUAUGGAUGGCUUUGACGCUGAUGAAGAUGAUGAAGAAGUUGAAUCAGACAAGGAGAUGGGUCUUGACGAUGAAGACGGCGAUGAACUAAACAAUCUUCAUCUUCAGAGACUAGCUGCAGAGGCUAGAGGCUUCCAGCCAGCUGAUGAAGAUGAUGAUUCAGAUGAUGAUUUCAGUGACGAUGAGGAGCUGCAAUCACCGAUUGAUGAGGUGGAUCCGUUCGUUUUAUUUGUUGAAAGUGUCAAAGGUUUGCAAGCAUCUGAUCUGGCCAGGUUCCAGAACCUCGUGCAAACUCUUGAUUUCCGAUAUCAGGCGCUUGCUAAUGGCAUAGGUCAAUAUGCUGAAGAAAGAAGAGUUGAGAUCGAAAGAGAAAAUUGGAGAAGGCAAAUACACAGUGAUGAUUCAUGAAGCAUUUGUGCUCUAGCGCUUCCAUUCAGUAGGUCUGUAGAAGUGACGGGUCAGUAUCCUCUAAUUUUGGCAAUCACAGGUAAUGAGUUUUGGAGCCUUAUUCAUGUACCUGUCAAGGCAAAGCCUGUUCUAUCCUCGCGGGAGGCGAUAGCAGCCUUCUUAGAGAUUCGGUCAUCGGAAGUCAUUCUCCUGGUGGCCCUUUGUUGGGGGUCUCGGUUGUGCGAGCAGUGACACUAAUUCGUCAUGCUGCUCAGGCAAGUAUAUUUUGGUCGGAGCGUCUGUUAGAAACCCCUGUGGCAUGGUCAUCUCUGGGCCAUGAGUUUUAAGGAAAGUUUGUUGUUAGUGUACAUCUGGCUGCUUGUCUAGGCAUUACAUUUUUUUGGCAAAAAUGUAAUGGAAUACUCAUCUUCGUUGGUUUAUUUAAAAGGGCAACCAAUUUAUUGUUUUAA